AUGGAACUGAUACCAGCAUGUGGUAAUCAAGUGAUAAAGAUUCAUUUAUCGUUUAAUGAAGUGUUUGCCAAAAAUGGCCGAUUUGACGAUUGGAUUGUUGUUGGAACGAACAAUCGAGCUGAAUGUCGUUUGAAAGGAAAUGGCGAAUUGGAUUAUGUGAUUGAAAUCGCCGUUUUCAACGAUACUUGUGGUACACAAAUGCCUUCACCAGGAGUGUUUCAAAACAAAAUUCGUAUUGCACAAAAUCCAUCAAUUGUUCUCAAAGGAGAUGACAAUAUGAUCAUCAAAUGUAUUUAUGGUAUACCUCAUGUUAAUCAACUGCUAAAUCCCACUGUACAUCCAUCAUUUACUGCGGUCACUAUUAAAGUGGUGCAUCCGAAUGAGAUACAUUGUAACGUCACACAGUCAUUAUUGCAGAUUGAUGGUAAUGGAUCAAGAGUGGACAAUAGUGAUGCAUACGAUGAGCAAUUAGCAGAAGUGCGUUCGAUAACGGAAAUAUAUCGAUGUGCUGAGAUGACAACCGUUGACGGCGAUCGUUUAUCGCAGUCGACUUUAGAAGGUCAUUUUCACUGUGGUGUUUGUAAGGGGCAAACAAUUAACACUACUCGUCAACUCGCUAAUUGUGCGGAAAAAAUUCGUGGAUUUGGCCCUCGGAAAUUGACCGAACAAGAGAUUGGUCGUUGGCGUCAACUGCUGAUAAAAGAGAAAAAAGUUUAUGAGGCGAUAGUGAAAGCGCAAUCGUUGGCCGAAUUACAACAGAUACAUUCAUUAGCACAAUGCAGUAGAUUAUUUACGCGAGACAAAUGGUUCAAUAUUAUGCGAUGUGUUGCUGAAAUUCAAUUCGGUAAAACGGAACACGUCACAAACGGAUAUGCGAACGAAUGGAAUUCGCAAAAAACAAAUCAGACUAUGUUGAUCGUAUCAUUGUUUGGUGUCUACAUUGGUUUAUUAUUGGGUAUCUUUACACCGACAUUAUUACUCAUUCUGUUCGGACUUAGUUGGGGUGCAUUACCACAUAUUUACCUUAAAUUUAUUAAAUUCCUUCAAAAUCUCUACCCUCAACAAUACGCAUCAACUGAUCACGAAUCCUGGCCAGCAACCAUCGAACGAUCUCAAAUUUCAUCACUCGAAAAAAAUCGUAAUGAUUCGUUAUCAUCGUUUAAAUUCAGUGCAGUACCUGCGAAAGAUGUAUUCAACGUUUGCUCUGAUGCUCUCAAGGCUGGAUUGGAAGCAAUCGCUCAAGAUGAUAUAAGCGUUGCAUUCGAUAGAGCACCAUCGUUGCAUACCACCCUUCUAAUACGACCCGACAUUCUACCGUUUCCGGACGAGCAAGUAACGAUUUCUCGAGCCCAUCUGUUGCUAUACUAUGCAUUGGUAUUAUUUCGUUACGCAAUCCUAUUGCCAAUACGUUUUGCUUUCAUACUGACAUCAUUCGCAUACGUCUCAAUUGCUGUCAUUAUCUCGUUUUUUGUUUCGUUCACAAGGAAACAGAAAACCUUUAUUGCUGUUACUUAUUGCCGUCUGUUCUCGGCUGGAAUUGGUCUGGUUGCCACUUAUCGUAACACUCAAUUUCGACCGAAACAACCAGGUAUCGCUGUGUCGAAUCACCUCUCACCAAAUGACAUUCAGAUACUUUAUUCAGACGUUCAGUCAAAUUCAGAAUUUGGUUAUACGGUAACAGGUCAAAAGCAUGUUGGUAUUAUAUGGGCCAUUGAAAGUUUGUGCGAGAGAUUAAACAGAGCACUAUGGUUUGAUAGGAGUGAUAUGAAUGGCAGAAAGAAGUUCGUAGAGGACGUCAUGAGAGAGGCAAUUGUCAGUUUCAUUCACUUGUUCAGUGGAGGACCAGUGCUGCUCUUCCCAGAAGGGUACUGUACCAAUAACACCAGAGUAUUACAGUUUAGAAGAGCCAUCUUUGAGGAUGGUAUAACAAUAUACCCGAUUGCAAUCAAGCAAGAUGCAAGAUUUGGGGACUCUUUUUGGUACGAAGAUCAGUUCUGGAGAUAUCUUCUACGAGUGUUAACGUCAUGGGCUAUCGUUUACGAUGUCUCUUAUAUUGAACCUCAGAAGAGAUGGCCUAAUGAAUCUGCACAAAUGUUUGCUGCACGAGUGCAAAAUCUUAUCGCCGAAACGUCAGUUCUCAAUUUAAUUCAUUUUCUUAUGAUCGUUUAUUUGUUCAAAUAA
Anisakis simplex (herring worm) is the source of this 2181-nucleotide messenger RNA. The record is from the annotation of a GenBank genome assembly. NCBI's taxonomy places the organism in Eukaryota, Metazoa, Nematoda, Chromadorea, Rhabditida, Anisakidae.